ACGUUCAUCACGGCCACCUCACGCCACUGCUUGUGUUGACGUUGAAGAUGCGCUGCCUGCUCGUGUGCCUCCUGUGCCUGCAGGGCCUGCAGAGCAUCCUGUGUGCGGCCGCGAGAGAAGACGUAGACCUGCUGCAGGAUCUGCGCGGAGCACUCGCUUCAUCACUGCCCCGCAAGUCGCCUCCGAGGACACGGCAUGUCUCGGCGACCGAUCCCAACGAGGACACCUGGCCGAAGGGAGUACUCAUAGGAGCUGGGCUAUCAGCUUUUCAAGCCGAAGGCGCAUGGGACGAAGAUGGUAAAGGAGAGAGUUCUAUGGACUGGAUUGAGCACCUGCUUGGAGACAAGCUGUUCCCAAACAACACAGACGUAGCUGCUGAUCAUUAUCACAGAUUUCGCGAAGAUCUCGAUCUAGCAAAAAAAUUAAAGUUCACUUCGCACCGUUUCUCCAUAUCCUGGUCUCGUGUCCUUCCGACUGGCGGUGUCGAUAAUAUCAACCAGAAGGGUGUUCAGUUUUACAAGGAUUAUAUUGAUAAAGUCAUUGAAAACGGCAUGGAGCCAAUGGUUACAAUGCUUCAUUUUGAUCAGCCCAUUGCAGUGGAGAAUGCCACUGGAGGGUGGGGCUAUCCUGCUAUGGUUGAUAAAUACGUUGAGUAUGCCGACUUCUUGUUUGAAACUUUCGGAGACAAGGUGAAGUACUGGAAUACUAUUAAUGAACCGAACAUGUACUGCAACUAUUUCGGACAAAUAAUGAACUCCAUUGAUAUGGGCCAAAAAGGACAAAUGGACCUUUACCCAUGCCUGCACCAUAUCGUUCUAGCACACAUGAAGACUUACCAUCUGUAUAGAAAAAAGUACCAGUCAAAACAAAAAGGCAAAGUCGGUACGUCAGUGGUGAUGUGGCCAGCAACGCCUAAGACCACGCAGUCAGAGGAUGUGAUGGCGGCGGAAACGUUUAAUCAAAUGUAUUGUGGAACAAUUCUGCACCCGCUUGUUUUUGGAGACUAUCCACCUAUAGUCCGCUACCUUGUAGAAAAGCGCGACGCCGAGAUGGGCGUCAGCGAACCAAGGCUACCAAAAUUUACUGCUGAAGAAAAGGAGAUGCUGUCAGGAGGCGUCACUGACUUCAUAGCUUUGAACUUGUACAGUGGUUGCAAAGCUAGCUACAGGCACAACAAAACAGUACCUGCCGACUCCGCUAUUUUCCCAGGACCUGUUGCUAGUGACAUGCCCUUCGUAGAGCUCUCUGGAAUUGGUGAAUUUGGACAGGUGGACGAGUCCUUUAUGCACAAUGGGCUAACGUGGGUUUGGAACACGUACCACGUGCCAAUCAUCAUCAGCGAGAAUGGUUACGGUGACUCGAAUCAAGCAGGAGUGCACGAUACAGUUCGAGCUGCAUAUCAUAGUGCAAAUCUUCGUUCCCUCGUGCGCACAAUGAAGGAAUACGACGUCGAAGUUCUUGCGUACUAUGCCUGGUCACUACUGGAUCUUUUCGAGUUUAGGUCGGGUUACUUUCUGCGUCCGUUUGGGCUUAUCCACGUCGACUACCAGACUGGAUCUCUUAACCGAACUUUAAAGGAUUCAGCUCAGUUCUUCAUUGACCUGGCUACAACUGGCAAGAUACCGUAUGUAGAAGUAUCGGCAGGCAGUUCUUUGACACCGAUUGGAAAACUGCUCUUGGUGGUGUGGGUGGCAAAGUGGCUGGGACUUUAGGCAGAACUGAUCACUAUGCCAACCAGACCAGAUUUUUGUCUCAGGUUUUGCACGUGUUGCACAGGGGUACGGAAUCGGAGAAAAUUUGACAUAAUUCGUUUUUUGGAGUGUAGUCUGGGGAUUUUGUUCUUUAGCAACCGGAAGACAAAUAUUUGGGGUAUUUAAAAGUCAUUCAGCUAGACACAAGCUCAGCGCGCUUCAGUGCAGAGCGGGUGUCCAGGCUAAGACAUGCCAGUACGCUGGGUUGCCUAUGCACUGGCUGUAGGCGCGGGCUUGUGGCGGGGGAGUGGUGGUCCUUUCUCCCCCUGGCCUAGCUAAGCCAAAGGGCAAUAAAUCAAAGGAUCAACCAACCAUAACACCAUCGAAUCACCCCUUCAUCAACGCUACACCCCAUACCCUCUCCUCCGUUAAUAAUAAGUAAAUACUGUAAGGCCUACGGGCAUUAGCACACCAACCCAUGUAAAAAAAAUCCAAAUGUAACAAUUUCACGUAAAUAAAACCAUUUUAAAAACAGAA
Molecule: messenger RNA, 2228 nt
Organism: Frankliniella occidentalis (western flower thrips)
Lineage: Eukaryota; Metazoa; Arthropoda; Insecta; Thysanoptera; Thripidae
Product: myrosinase 1-like
Exons: 11
Coding region: 48-1712 (554 amino acids)
Biological process (GO): carbohydrate metabolic process
Molecular function (GO): beta-glucosidase activity
Source: RefSeq, a predicted model, not a curated record